CCUGCAAGAGAGGGAGGGGGGAAAAGGUUAAAAGGGACAGAGAGAUGAUCAACAACAGAUUGCCUUCUCUCGAAACACCGUACUUGUGUUUUCGGACUAUUUUGUGUAUGAUAACACUUCACGGCGAUUAAUACAUUAAAAAAUAAGUUUUCUUUUGCAAAGCAAAGAUCAGAAUGGAAAAUUAAUCUACUCUGCUCUCUGAGGCUGAAGACACUGACUCGAGGGGCGCUGUGAUUGGACAGAGCGUUGGGAGCGAUGUCGGGGACAGGCUGCAGCAGCAACAGCGUUCUGCAGGCGCGGAGGGUGGUGGAGCAGCUGAGGGUGGAGGCCGGCAUGGAGAGGAUCAAGAUCUCCAUCGCAGCGGCUCAGCUGGUGCAGUACUGCCAGGAGCACGGUCGAAGCGACCCCCUCCUCACCGGCAUUGCCACCUCCGCCAACCCCUUUAAGGACAAGAAGACCUGCGUGCUGCUGUAGUGCCGCUUGAUGCUGGGUCACCAGGGGAGAUCGAAGACACCAGCUACCUCCAGCCCCACACCACCAGGGCCAUCUCAACCCUCCAGCCCCACACCACCAGGGCCAUCUCAACCCUCCAGCCCCACACCACCAGGGCCAUCUCAACCCUCCAGCCCACACCACCAGGGCCAUCUCAACCCUCCAGCCCCACACCACCAGGGCCAUCUCAACCCUCCAGCCCCACACCACCAGGGCCAUCUCAACCCUCCAGCCCCACACCACCAGGGCCAUCUCAACCCUCCAGCCCCACACCACCAGGGCCAUCUCAACCCUCUAGCCACACCCGCCAGGGCCAUCUCAACCCUCCAGCCCCACACCACCAGGGCCAUCUCAACCCUCCAACCACACCCACCAGGGCCAUCUCAACCCUCUAGCCACACCUGCCAGGGCCAUCUCAACCCCUCCACCCACACCGCCAGGGCCAUCUCAACCCUCCAACCACACCCACCAGGGCCAUCUCAACCCUCUAGCCACACCCACCAGGGCCAUCUCAACCCUCCAGCCCCACACCACCAGGGCCAUCUCAACCCUCCAGCCCCACACCACCAGGGCCAUCUCAACCCUCCAACCACACCCACCAGGGCCAUCUCAACCCUCUAGCCACACUCCGCCAGGGCCAUCUCAACCCCUCCACCCACACCGCCAGGGCCAUCUCAACUUCCAGCCCCACACCACCAGGGCCAUCUCAACCCUCCAGCCCCACACCACCAGGGCCAUCUCAACCCUCCAGCCCCACACCACCAGGGCCAUCUCAACCCUCCAGCCCCACACC
Molecule: messenger RNA, 1285 nt
Organism: Anguilla rostrata (American eel)
Lineage: Eukaryota; Metazoa; Chordata; Actinopteri; Anguilliformes; Anguillidae
Product: guanine nucleotide-binding protein G(I)/G(S)/G(O) subunit gamma-12-like
Exons: 3
Coding region: 256-474 (72 amino acids)
Biological process (GO): G protein-coupled receptor signaling pathway
Cellular component (GO): heterotrimeric G-protein complex
Molecular function (GO): G-protein beta-subunit binding
Source: RefSeq, a predicted model, not a curated record